This is a messenger RNA of Sebastes umbrosus (honeycomb rockfish), 1744 nucleotides long. RefSeq names its product Ig-like V-type domain-containing protein FAM187A. The record is from RefSeq and is a predicted model, not a curated record. The coding region runs from base 283 to 1698 and encodes 471 amino acids. The transcript is spliced from 7 exons. NCBI's taxonomy places the organism in Eukaryota, Metazoa, Chordata, Actinopteri, Perciformes, Sebastidae.
UUAUUACAUCAAAGGAAACAGCAGCACACGAUGACAGGAUGGACAUUUCUGAGGAGACUAAAGAUGUUUAACUUGACUGAGAGGAAAAGAACACAGAGACUAGAGUGGUUGCUGAGUGUCAGACGGUGCAAUGAGACUUCAGGAUGUUUGCGUUGACAACAGAAGACGGGUCCUCAGGGAGCUCACUGGAUUCCAUCAAAGCUGUAGUGUUUUGAAAAAUCACCUUGUUUUAUUCUCAUAUGUGAAACUUGUAAGAACCUUCUUCAUCCUCAGUUAAGCCUCAUGCCUCCUGCGUCCUCCUCUCCCAUCCUCCUCCUCCUCCUCUUCCUCCUCGGGUGUCCUGAGGUGUGGAGCUACGAGGCUCCGGAGGAUAGACAGGAUGUGUUUGCUAGAAGAGCCUGUCCCGCCUUCCUGACCUUCACCAACGCUGCCUACCUGUCUGGAGUCACCUUAGAGCUGCCCUGCCACUGCAAACCAUCACAGAUCCAGUCGGUCGUGUGGUUCUUUAGGAAACAUCUGGGCGGCUCCGAGGUGACCAGAGCCCUGACCGAUUACCAUGGCAACAGGCUGCUGGACCCGAGGCACGUCCCUCACAGCGGCGACCUGCGCAGUCGCUUCUCUAUCCGUCUCUUCAGCCUGCUGAUCUUCAGAGCGGGGCCCGACGACUCCGGCAUCUACAUCUGCGGCUCCGUCCACAGAGACUUCUUCCACGCUUACGACGUGGACAUCCAGGAGGCUCGGCUGUCCCGCUUCAUUCCGAGGGUCAAACAAAGAAGCAGGAAAGGACCCGGCUCUGCUCAGUCGUCGGCCUGCGAUCUCUGUGAUCAAAUGAGACGCAACAGGGUCAAACAAAGAACAAAUACAAGGCAGACAGGGAGAAACAUCGAAGCGCCGUACCGGGCCUGGUCGGUCUGCAGACGCUGUGAUAGAGACAGGAACGAACGUCCUGAGCCGCUGUUCCAGACCUUCAUCGGCUUCCAGCCCUGGCCAGUCUGCGAUCGCUGCGGAGUACCCGGAGAGCAGGUUCGCCCGGGAAUCUGCUACGUCGACUCCCGCUACCUGCAUCCACGCUACAGACUGUCCAAUCAGUCGAUCGCUUCGUGCGGAUCGGGGGCGGUGCCCUGGACGCUCAAACAACUGAAGCUACGCGGCUCCAUAGGCAGGCUGGAGGUCCGAAGCUGUCAGGUCACCUGUCAGAGUCAACCUCCUCCAUCCUCCUCCCUCCGGGAUCUCAUGGCCUUUCUUGGGUACAGUUCUGCCUCCCGGCCCGUGUUCCACCUGAGCCACCCCGCGGACCGCGUCCUGACGCUGGGCUGUCCCGGGGCUCAACCCAACUCGGCCGUGGCCUGGGACCGAGGAUCCCAACCCAUCUACCGAUCCCAACGCUGGGCGGGCCGCGACCCCGACGCCGCGCCCAUCCGGCUGGUGGUAGACAGCGGAAACCACCUGGUGUUUAAACCUGCCAAGACUGAGGACUCAGGCGUCUACUACUGCUGGCUGAACGGUCACCGGGCCGCUGAGAUACGUCUGCUGGUCUACGCCCAUUUGGGGCGGGGACAGUCGGUGACAUCACAUCCUGACUUCCCGGCAGCUCUCAACACCGUGUUAGGAGGGUACGCCGUCAUGACGGCGGUGUUCUGCCUGCUGGUGAUCGGCAGAGCCGGAGUCAGACUCCUCAGAGAAACUCACAACGAUUAAACUCAUUUCAAUAAUGAUCACUUCAAUAAAGACUUUAAAAUCAUCA